Molecule: messenger RNA, 2394 nt
Organism: Danio aesculapii
Lineage: Eukaryota; Metazoa; Chordata; Actinopteri; Cypriniformes; Danionidae
Gene: ddx20
Product: DEAD (Asp-Glu-Ala-Asp) box polypeptide 20
Exons: 11
Coding region: 28-2313 (761 amino acids)
Biological process (GO): spliceosomal snRNP assembly
Cellular component (GO): SMN complex
Molecular function (GO): ATP binding; RNA binding; RNA helicase activity
Source: RefSeq, a predicted model, not a curated record
GAAACAUACCGUUGUCGCGAUAGAAAUAUGGCGGCAUCCGUGAAAGCAGCGCAUGAGCUGCAAUCCAGAACCCGGACAGACGAUGUUUUGAUUAGCGGUGGUGUCGAGUUCAGCUCAUUACUCCUCUCAAAACCCGUGCUUGAGGGUUUAUCUGCUUCCGGUUUUCAGAGACCCUCUCCCAUCCAGCUGAAGGCAAUCCCGCUGGGAAGAUGUGGACUCGAUCUUAUUGUUCAAGCCAAAUCUGGCACAGGAAAGACCUGUGUGUUCACCACCAUCGCCUUGGACUCUCUUAUACUGGAAAACACAACAACACAGGUGCUGGUUUUGGCCCCCACUCGGGAGAUUGCAGUACAGAUUCACGCUGUUGUUAUGGCGAUAGGCAGUGCUAUGGAGGGUUUGGAGUGCCAUGUGUUCAUUGGUGGUCGACCUAUCAGUCAAGAUAAACAAAACCUGAAGAAAUGCCACAUUGCCAUUGGGUCACCAGGUCGUAUUAAGCAGCUAAUUGAGAUGGGAGCCCUGACUGUGUCCUCCAUUCGCUUGUUUGUUUUGGAUGAGGCUGAUAAACUCCUGGAGGACGACAGCAGCAGCAGUUUUCAGGAGCAGAUCAACUGGAUCUACUCCUCUCUACCAGCAAAUAAACAAAUGUUGGCGCUUUCUGCCACUUACCCAGAGUCUUUAGCACAACAGUUGUCAAGAUACAUGAGAGAGCCCACGUUUGUGCGAUUGAACCCAACUGACCCUGGGCUCCUCGGACUGAAGCAGUAUUAUAAGAUCGUGCCGUCUCAUUCAUUGCCUCAUAAAGUUUUUGAGGAGAAGGUCCAGAGUCUUCUUGAACUCUUCAGUAAAAUCCCAUUUAACCAAGCGCUGGUGUUCUCCAAUCUUCAUACCAGAGCUCAGCAUCUGGCUGAUAUCCUCUCCUCUAAAGGUUUGCCUGCCGUCUGCAUCUCAGGUGGUUUAAGUCAGGAUCAGAGGUUAGAGGCCAUGUGGAAGCUGAAGCAGUAUCAGUGUCGAGUUUUAAUAUCCACUGAUUUGACGUCACGUGGAAUUGAUGCUGAGAAGGUGAACUUGGUGAUUAAUCUGGACGUUCCUCAGGACUGGGAGACCUACAUGCACCGCAUUGGUCGUGCUGGACGAUUUGGUACUCUGGGGGUUGCUGUGACCUACUGUUGCCAUGGGGAGGAGGAGAACAAGAUGAUGGCCAUCGCUCAGAAGUGCUCUCUGGAACUCAUGCAUUUACCAGAUCCAAUACCUCCAGGCAUCAUGGAAGAGGCUUGUGACCAUGAUGUGAUCAUAGAAACUCUUUCAAAACAAAAAAUUCAUGACAUUUCCAAACCAGAGAAGAAGAAAAAGGCUAAAUCAGAACAGAUGAAGUCUAAACCCCCCAGAGAGUCUCACAUCUCUGUGGUCAUCACAGAAAGUAUGACCAGUAACAAAUCAUACAGUCGAGCUGAAACCAAGUCUAAAAGUCAUUCUCCCAAACCUGGGAGGCAAAAACAAAUGGCGCCUGCUGCAAACCUCCAGCAUGACUCGACUAUUACUCAGAAACAGCAGAAUGACAACCUUCCCAAAAUUCCUCCACUGUCCUCCUUUAAGUCACACACACGGAAGAGAACUACCUUCGACGAUGCAUUGGUGGAUUAUGAGACCUUCAUAAGAGAAGGUCCAGGAAGAUCUGUUGAAAUCAUUCACCAGUAUGAUGGGUUCUACAGAAAUCAAGAUAAAGUUAAUGGUCUGCAUGACGUCCAUGAUGAAGAUGAGGCUUCUGAAUCAUACCUUCCAGAAGAAUCACAGUCCUAUCAAGAUUCUCCUCCAGCGCAGGAGGUUUCAGAGUUGUCCUCGGAGGAGAAGACCUCUAGUGAAUCCUCUUCUGAGUCUGAGAUGGAAGUGGAGAGUGAAUCAAGCUCUUCUGUCCCUAGCAAGUCUACACUUGAAGCACUUCCAGAUAAUAAAAGUUCGCUUGUACAUAAUUAUUCAGAGUUAGCUGAAUCCACUUUACCUUCAACCAGAGUACCACAGCAGGCCACAAGAAGCAAGCAAAGGCCAUGUCAACCUCAAUCCCAGGACACAGCUCACCAUCGCGCUUCUCCUCAGAAACCCCGAACAGCCUCCAAAUCUAGCAGGAGGCCAACAGGACCAAAGCGGAGAACAAGAGAGACUGAUGAGACUGAAGAGGAAGAGGCCGGACAUGAUUAUUGGAGCUCGUACAGGGCCUGGGCUGAAUAUUACAAUUCAUACUAUCACCGUUCGCCCUAUAACUGGAUGACUGCGUUUUAUAUGAAUUCUGUGUACAUUAAGGAAAUGAUGAAGCACUAGAAAAGUCAACCUUUGUAAUGUUCCUAAUUGUAUUUUAUGCAUAUUCCUGUAGCUCCCAAAUAAAAAUGAGUUCCUAAGAAA